Messenger RNA from Botrytis byssoidea, 1070 nucleotides. RefSeq lists its product as uncharacterized. The transcript is spliced from 2 exons. Lineage: Eukaryota; Fungi; Ascomycota; Leotiomycetes; Helotiales; Sclerotiniaceae. Bases 307 to 825 code for a protein of 172 amino acids. The record is from RefSeq and is a predicted model, not a curated record.
AUUUACAACUUUCCUUUCCACAUAUCGUACAUAGAUAUCUUUCCUAAGAAAGAAACUGAUUCUUUAGAUUUUCUUUGCGUAUUGUCGCUGUCCUCUCUUUUAUUUAUCGAUCUAUUCAUCGUGAAGGUUACAUACACAUUCUUUUAGUUAUUGAAUUCUCUCGUUAUAAAUCUACCGUCCCAAUUACAAUUACAUUUUCAAACGUCAAAUCAAUACAAUACAAUACUUGCGAAAGAUUCCAAAACCCAACCUCAUCUCCAUUCCAUACCAAUUUAACCACCCCCUCCCUCAACGCCAACCGCAAAAAUGCAAACUCCAACUCUCCUCACCAUCUCUCUCCUCUUCCUCUCCAACGCGCUCUCCGUAACCGCCACUCCUCCCGCAUGUCUCCUCGCAGCCAUCAACGUUCAAUCCGAUCCCUCCAAUCUCAAGGCUCUUUGCGGAACAUUGGAACAUGCUGUUGCGGGCAACAUCACGGAUAAAUGUUCGGGGGAUAAUUACAAGGAGGCCGUGAGCUCUUACCAAGCCACAUGUUUUGAGGGCGCGGGAGUUAACAUUACCAUCACAUCCUCCUCCGCCUCCGCCACAGGCACAAACACAGCAUCCGUCUCUGGCUCUAGCUCCGGCUCCACAAGCGCAACAGCAACCGGAAGCGGAGCAAAAGCUACCGGAACCGCUUCCGCAACUGGAUCGAGUGGAUCGAGCGCUAGCGCAACAGGAAGCACGACUGGUGCAAGCGCAGCUACGGCGACGGGUGGCGCGGGAGUUUUGGUUGUUCCGGGAUUCUUGGGAGUUGUGGGAUUCGUUGGCGCGGUUUUGUUGUAGGGAGCAGAGAAGUUUGAUUGUAUUGGGGGGGGCUAAAGUCGACGUGGAGGGGAAAUCGUAGCCAGGUGCUAGAUGGGGUAGAAGAGGAUGGUUUAGAGGAGGUGAUGCGGUUUGAGAGGUGGGAGAAGUGAAUUUGUGCAUAUUUCAGAGAUACCAGGAUAGUUUCUUUACGAUUGUAGUUAGUGGAGCGAAGUUUGAGAUGGCAUAGAUAGUUCAUUAAAUCGAAAAUGUUCAAUUGUGUUUUG